GGAUAACACACACACAUGCAUUUAGCGUAUUUUCCACCAGAAAUUGGAUUCGGCGUAAUUGACAACUGGCGUAGAAAGCGUAAACUAACUAGGCGUCACAUCACGAAUUGGAGUCGUGUCCUUCGCGUACUCGUCGCGUAUGUCGUGUGCUGUUGUCGUGUCAACAUAUUCAAGAUGGCAAGUGCGGUGAACGAAAUCGCGGCUCAGGCAAGCGAAAACAUGACGGAAUAUGAGAAUACGACGACUGCGAGGACACCGUCGACUCCCGAAGGAAUGGCAAUUGCGUAUGGCAGCCUCAUUGUUAUGGCAAUUUUGCCUAUUUUCCUCGGUAGUUACCGUGCUGUCAGGCACCAUAAGGAGCAGCAGCAACAGUAUAAAGCAAGUGGCGAACAGCCAGACACAAUGUCUCGUAGAGAAGCUGCUAUGUUUCCUUUCAUUUCCAGUGUUACAUUAGUUGGCUUAUACGUUUUAUAUAAAGUAUUUGCAAAGGAGUAUGUUAACUUGAUAUUGGCUGGAUAUUUUUUCUUCCUUGGUAUUCUAGCCCUGUGCCAUCUUACGAGCCCACUCAUUUCAUCACUGGUACCAGCCGCAAUUCCAAAGACGCAAUAUCACAUUUUAUUUACAAGAGGGAAGGAUGACAAGGAGGAGCAUAUAAUUAACUAUAAAUUUAAUCUACAUGAUAUUGUCUGCCUUAUAUGCUGCUCGCUCGUCGGUGCUUGGUACCUCUUAAAAAAACAUUGGAUAGCCAAUAAUUUAUUCGGUAUUGCGUUUGCCAUUAACGGAGUCGAAUUGUUGCAUCUCAACAAUGUUGUUACCGGAUGCAUUUUGCUGUGCGGUCUUCUGUUUUACGACGCCUUCUGGGUGUUUGGCACAGAUGUGAUGGUGACAGUCGCAAAGUCCUUUGAGGUGCCCAUCAAACUUGUUUUCCCGCAGGAUCUUUUAGAGAAGGGCUUGGGCGCCGGUAAUUUCGCCAUGCUAGGAUUGGGUGACAUUGUACUGCCUGGCAUCUUUAUUGCGUUGUUGUUGCGAUUUGAUAACAGUUUGAGCAGGAAAACGAAUGUCUACUUUUACUCGACGUUCUUCGCGUACUUCAUGGGAUUACUGGCCACCAUGAUGAUCAUGCACUUAUUUAACCACGCACAACCUGCUCUAUUGUAUUUAGUACCCGCGUGCUUGGGCACGCCCUUACUCUUGGCUUUAGUCAAGGGAGAUCUCACAGCGUUGUUCUCAUACGAGGAUCAUCCAUCGCAACCUGCAGCUGCGGCCGCGGCGCAACAGUCGGAACAAACGCAAGUAGAAGCGAAAAAAGAUAAAUAAUAUUUUUAAUUUAAUGCAAAAAAACCGGAUGAGAAACUUUCGAUAUUAUUAUCGUGCUGUAAUUAUCUUUCAAAUUUAUCGUGCGUACGAAAGACGAAGAAAAAAGAAAAGAGACGAUUCAUGGUUCAUGCUCAAGACGUACAAUCACGCUAUUGUAUACCAGCAGUAGCUUAUAACUAUGCCCUGCAUGCACAUGAAUUGCCAAGUACAUCCAAUAAUACAAUCUACAAUAGGCAUACUUUAGCAUUUGUGGAUGUGAUUUCGAUGAUAAACGAGAAAGAAAAAUUCGAUUCAACGAUAGAAAUGUGAUAUAAUCAAGAGCAUCAUUUCAGUUGCAACGCAAAUUCAGCACGAAAUUUUUAUCACUCAUGUAUGGUAUCGACAGACAACGUCUCAAGAUAUUGAAGGAAAAAGACAUCGUCUCACUCUCUCCCGUAAGAAACGUUAAACCGUAAUGCAGUCUCAUUGUUUCGUAGCUUAGAGUAGAAUGAAUAUACUUCCAACUGUUGAUUUAUAUUUCCUAUACAACCAACGUGUACGAUGGACUACUACAUGAAAGUUUAACUGAGUUUUUACUAUAUAUACAUAUAUACUAUGAUGUUCUAUAUUUUAAAAACUAGUUCAGAAUAAGUUUCAGAGUUCCAGUUAUAUAUAAGUUUUUACAGCUAUUACACAGGUUUUUUGAUAACUUUAUCGCCAUGAUGUGAGUGAUAAUCAUGAAUUAUGAGUGUAAUAAAAAAAACUUCUUUCGGUUUUUGCGAUGCGAUGAAAAACAUUAAUAUAUAUAUAUAUAAAUACAAAAGUAUUAUUUCUUAUUUAAAAAAUUAUAAUAGAUCAUUAAAUAUACAUACAUAUACAUGCUACACAAACGCUAAGAAUCUUAUUACGAGAAAUGCAAUGAUAUGUAUAUUUAUAAUUGCAGCGAACAUAAACU
Messenger RNA from Ooceraea biroi (clonal raider ant), 2251 nucleotides. RefSeq names its product minor histocompatibility antigen H13. Gene Ontology annotation, cellular component: lumenal side of endoplasmic reticulum membrane; cytoplasmic side of endoplasmic reticulum membrane; membrane. The record is from RefSeq and is a predicted model, not a curated record. NCBI's taxonomy places the organism in Eukaryota, Metazoa, Arthropoda, Insecta, Hymenoptera, Formicidae. Gene Ontology annotation, biological process: membrane protein proteolysis. Gene Ontology annotation, molecular function: aspartic endopeptidase activity, intramembrane cleaving.